Molecule: messenger RNA, 754 nt
Organism: Aureobasidium pullulans EXF-150
Lineage: Eukaryota; Fungi; Ascomycota; Dothideomycetes; Dothideales; Saccotheciaceae
Exons: 1
Coding region: 109-654 (181 amino acids)
Source: RefSeq, a predicted model, not a curated record
ACUCACCUCAAACACCAAGACACCCACUGCAAUUGCAGACCUGGGCAAUCGAUAGCUCCACAGAGAAAAAGAAAGCACAAGGAAGUGUCUGCCUAAACUGCAAGAUCAAUGAAAAUUCGGGCACGUUGCCGUGGAGCUCGGGCUCAGUGCAUACAGGUGGUGAGGCAGGAAGAAGUCUUGCGUUUAGGGGUUGGGAAGAGUUGGUACUUGCCGUCCAACCACAAACUUCAGUUCGGCCCCUCAAGCAACCGGCAGCUCAAGACAACAAAGAAACGGGACAUAACCGACAGCUCACACUGCAGAAACAGGGAUCUUCCGCCUAGCCUCAAGCACAUCGCCGUGAAGCUCGGGCUCCGCACAGUAGACCCAGUCAGUCAAGGACAGGUAUUUGCUUCCAAUAACCUGCAAGACAUGUACCUUACCGCCCAAACACAAAGCUCCAACUCCGCUCGAGCAAUCGACAGCUCUGUAAAGAUCAAAGAAAUCCCGGGGGAGCAAAUGACUGCUCAAGCGAUCAGAAGCUCCCAGGCAACAAAAAAAUUGACAGCUCAAGCUGCAUUGAUUACACAGAAUGUGUGGUGCCGUGGAACUUUGGAUGCAUGGCAGAUGAGCAAAGACGGGUUUCUGCAUGUAGCCGUUGAAAAAGAAAGAUGAAAGCCUGUCACAGCUGGAUAUCACUGGUGUUAUAUCGAAACUUAGAGGGCCACGAUUGAACUAGAGAUAAUUGGUUUCGGAAGGAUGAUAACAAAGAACG